Molecule: messenger RNA, 586 nt
Organism: Pocillopora meandrina
Lineage: Eukaryota; Metazoa; Cnidaria; Anthozoa; Scleractinia; Pocilloporidae
Source: the annotation of a GenBank genome assembly
AUGCAAUUGCUUCGUCUUAUGCCAAGCACCACUGUAGCGUGCACAAAUGUAGACCUAGUUGAAGUCUCCGAGAUGUAUAUGUCAGAUAUCCCAAGCCCACAGACUCUCGACAUUGAAUAUGAUCGUUGGAUGAGAAGAUAGCAAUCCGAGACGGACAAACCAGACGCGCUUCAACCUGCCUUACAUGUUGAAGCACGUCUUGCGUCGUGCAUCGUUGAAGCGCGAAGUAACUCAGUUUGUUUUUGUUCAAAUUUCGCUUAGGUUAACAAAUGACAGCUUUAUUGAUUACACUUUUUGUCGAUCUACAGGCUUGUGAUCCCAACAUCUUUCCGAACAUCCACAUCUGUUGUUGCGAAUAGGAUGUACAAUUCCAGUAACAUCAGCUGAUAACGAGCGCUCAAACAGCACUUUGAAACUAGUCAAGGGCUACCUUCGAACCACGAUGACAACCGAGAGACUUUCUAGCCUGGCUUUCAUGAGUAUUCACUAUGAAAAGCCUUUCGAUUACGAUGCUAUAGUUCAGAAAUUUGCCGAACAACAACCUCGUAGAAUGUUACUCGUUGAUCCCAUUUUUGAGGAAUCUUAA